AUGGCAACGGCUGAGCUGUGCGCUGAUGUCGUGUGCGAGUUCACCCUGGUGGUUCGCCGCGCCAGGACCAUGACUCACACCGGAAGUGACGGCAUGGUCAACGGGGUAGAAAUCCUGAGGAAUGGAAGUGUCCAAGUGAAGGUUCACGUGGGGUGGGCGGUAGACACGGACGGACCCAUAGUUCCUGUGGAAGAGACCAUCACAGCUGAUGGAGUGCAGCGAAACGUAAUUCUCGUGAACGACCAGUUCCCCGGCCCCACACUGGAGGUCAUGGAAGGAGCGCAGGUUGUUCUAAAGGUCAUUAAUCACUUCUACAAGGAAGUGACGUCACUCCAUGUGCACGGACUGCACAUGCGCGGUGUGAGUCACAUGGUGCCUUACGUCACACAGUACCCCAUCCUACCCGGGAAGAGCUUCACUUAUAGAUUUAAGGCGGAACCAGCCGGGACUCACUGGUAUCACGGUCACGUCAUGUCGCAGCGAGAGGACGGCCUUUUCGGGGCUUUUAUCGUCCACAAAAACAGCCGGGUGUCCAUCGACGCGCACAGCAUGACGGUCGUGGCAAACGACGGACAUGACGUCAUGCCGGUUCCGGUUCAGUCCAUCAUCAUUUAUCCCGGGGAGUCGUACGACUUUGAGGUACUCGGCAACCAACCCGACGAUGUUUACUGGAUUCGCGCCGAAACUCUGUGGUCGGGGAAAGGUCCUGACUUCCUUGAGAAAAAUCGCACACAAGAGGUUAGGGCUAUCUUGGCUUACGAAGGUGCUUCUUCCGACGAAGACCCGACAACGACGAAAUCGACAUGUUCCGAGGAAGACCCUUGCAGAGUGCUCAACUGUCCCUUCCCAGCAUUCCCUGCGGGGAGUCACACGGUGUGCAUACACAUGUCGGAAGUCAACAGCACAACAGAAUAUUCGCCGCCAGACGAUUCAGACCUCGUCGAGUAUUUCUUCACAUUUGGAUACAUCGUCGGUUCGUCGAUCAACGCCCGAAAGUUUGUGGAGCCGAAUGUGCCGCUAGUUUUCGGCGAGCCAUUUGACGCAGUCACCUGUGACCAAUCGUGUGAGACGAACGGAUGUCAGUGCACGCACAUGGUGGACAUCCCAGCCAAUAAAACUGCCCGAUUUGUGAUGGCUAAUUUAUAUGACGGCAACGCGGCGGCCGAGUCUCAUCAUUCCAUACAUCUUCACGGACACGACUUUAGGGUACUCGCUAUGGGGUUCCCGCUGUAUAACGAAACGACCGGUCAUCGAAUUUCUCCAAACACUGACAUUGACUGUGGGAACGACAAGUGCAGCAAUGCCAGGUGGAUGAACAGGCCGACCAUGAACUUCAACAGACCCCCCGUCAGGGACACAGUCGUGGUGCCUGCUAACGGAUACACCGUCAUUGAGUUCAGAAGUGACAACCCAGGGUACUGGUUUUUCCACUGUCAUCAGACUACCCAUUUGAAUGAAGGGAUGGCCAUGGUCAUCCACGAAGCACCGGGCAGCCACCCUCCCCUUCCACCGGACUUUCCAACGUGGAGAGACUGGGCACAGGAUUCUCAGCCAAAUCCUACCAGUGAGCCAACCGCCGGUACCUCAGUCCAGAUGAGUGUCCCAGUCUUCGCUGUCAUCCUGCUAGCAGCAGUUAUCGGGUCUGUCUUGAUUACCUUUGCCGUGACUUUGCUGUGGAGUUCGAGACGCCGUGAGAAGGAGGCUACAGACGGACAAGGUGGCAUCAAAGAAGAUACCGCGUUGUAGCCGAGUAAACUACAGGGCAAAUGAAUUAGUCCAUGCUAGGAUGCACUGUAGGUAAUAUGUAAAAGAGAAGGGCCCCAGGGUUUACCCAUAACCCAUCACACUGCACAUGCACACCUCGAAUGACG
Branchiostoma belcheri (Belcher's lancelet) is the source of this 1871-nucleotide messenger RNA. RefSeq names its product laccase-3-like. Gene Ontology annotation, biological process: iron ion transport. NCBI's taxonomy places the organism in Eukaryota, Metazoa, Chordata, Leptocardii, Amphioxiformes, Branchiostomatidae. Gene Ontology annotation, molecular function: oxidoreductase activity; copper ion binding. Gene Ontology annotation, cellular component: plasma membrane. The record is from RefSeq and is a predicted model, not a curated record.